Molecule: messenger RNA, 2687 nt
Organism: Camelina sativa (false flax)
Lineage: Eukaryota; Viridiplantae; Streptophyta; Magnoliopsida; Brassicales; Brassicaceae
Product: protein tesmin/TSO1-like CXC 5
Biological process (GO): regulation of DNA-templated transcription
Cellular component (GO): nucleus
Source: RefSeq, a predicted model, not a curated record
GAGAAGAAAGCCCAGACGAAGAAGGAACAAAACCGAAAGUAUUUUUUUUUGCUUUUAAUUUUUUUUUUUCUUGUUUUUGUUUUUAAUUUCACCAAAUUCUUCUGAGGGCUUCCUCUUCAUCUUCAUCUUCUUCGUUGUCUAGAGAGCUAAAAACCCAAUAAAACCCUAAUUCUCAUCUUUGGAAAAGCUUAUCCCUUUUUCUCUCUCUACGCGGAUCAAAUUCAAAGUCUGGAGCUUUUUAACAGCCGCCGAAUCGGUUUGUGAUUUUUCUCGCUCCGGCGAGAUUCGGAUCUCGAUUUUGUGAGCUGAUUUGUGUGAAUUUUCUUCUCUUUGCUUUUUUCUUUUCCUCCGCUGUGGGAAAAAAGGAAAAUUUCUGGGUUUUUUUUUGAAAAAUCCGAGAUUUGAAUAUCUGUGAGGAUGGCUGAAGGCGGUGGAGGAGGCGAAUUCCCGCCAAAAAAGGACGGUGUUGAAGAGGGUUUUCCGGCGAAGAAUCCAGCGAGGCAGCUCGACUUCACUGGUGGCUCCGAUGAACAUUCACUGUCUAAAGCACCAGCUGCCACGGCUGCUCCUACCGUCGCAGCUACGGCGUCGGUGAAACCCAUCGUUAAUACUCCUACUGUCCCUUCGACGAUACGGCCUGGUAUGACUAUAGCAAUCGGUCAGGUACGACCGACGUUACCAGUGGCGACGACACAGAUUCUGCCGUCUCAAGCACUAAUCCUUAACGCGCCAAUCAGGCAUCCAAUGCCGGAAUCGCCAAUAGCUAGACCAAGGCCUAUAGUGGAAGCUAGAGAUGGAACCCCUCAGAAGAAGAAGCAGUGUAACUGUAAACACUCGCGCUGCUUGAAACUGUACUGUGAAUGCUUUGCAUCCGGAACAUAUUGUGACGGUUGUAACUGUGUAAAUUGUUUCAACAAUGUUGAUAAUGAACCGGCUAGACGAGAAGCUGUGGAAGCAACUCUGGACCGGAAUCCAUAUGCGUUCAGGCCUAAGAUUGCUAGCAGUCCACAUGGUGCUCGGGAUAAAAGGGAAGACGUUGGUGAAGUUGUGUUGUUAGGGAAACAUAACAAAGGUUGCCACUGCAAGAAAUCGGGAUGUCUUAAGAAGUAUUGUGAGUGCUUUCAAGCAAACAUUCUUUGUUCUGAGAACUGUAGAUGCUUGGAUUGCAAAAACUUUGAAGGAAGUGAAGAGAGACAAGCUCUGUUUCACGGUGAACAUGCCAACCACUUGACGUAUCUCCAACAAGCAGCAAAUGCAGCCAUUACUGGUGCUGUCGGUUCUUCUGGCUUUGCUCCUUCUCCAGCACCUAAGAGACGGAAAGGUCAAGAUAUUUUGUUCAACCAAGCAACCAAAGGCCAGUUUCCACAGGUAAAUAGUGGAAGAACUACUGGCCCAGGCACAUCUCCGUCACCUGUUUCUCGUGCUGGUGGCAAUGCAUCGUCAGUUCCAUCAAAGUUUGUAUAUAGGUCUCUCUUAGCAGAUAUAAUCCAACCACAGGAUGUGAAAGCGCUUUGUUCUGUUUUGGUCGCUGUAGCCGGAGAAGCUGCCAAGACAUUCACUGAUCAAAGGAAGGAAAAAGAAAAUCGAGUGGAAGAUCAAACAAACACUUCUUUAGCUUCUUCUGCACAAGAUCACUCCCAAGACAAUAAAGAUGCAGCUGAUGUGGAGAUGGUUGCAGCUGAUGGAAAUCAAGCUGAUAAGUCUGGACCAGAUGAUUCUAAUUCAGAUGGUGCUGAUGCCUCUAAAGCGAAGCCGCUAUCUCCAGCAACUUUGGCUUUGAUGUGCGAUGAACAAGACACUAUCUUCAUGGUAUCAGCAGCUCCACCUAAUGGUUCAGUAGACCCCGGUGGCUGUGGAACAAACUCACAGGGCCAGUCAGAGAUAUACGCAGAGCAAGAGAAAGUGGUGUUAACCAAAUUCAGAGAUUGCCUUAGUCGACUUAUCUCUUACGCAGAAUUAAAAGAAUCAAAGUGUUUAUCUUUAGCAAGAAGGCAUCUACAGCCACCUGCCACCGCAACUGUGAAAACCGAAAAUGGGAUCCAGCAGCAAGUACCAGUUGUGAAUGGAGCUUCACGAACAACUUCUCAACCUACAGUCAACAAACCACAGCCUAUGCAGCUGAUGAACACAACAUCAUCAUCACCAGCAGCAGCAACAACAACAAACACACACCAUCAUCAUACUAAACCUCCAGCUUUAUCAGAGAAGAAAGACCCCUGAAUCAAAUAGAUUAUACUCUACCUAGGACAGAAAAAUAACUUACCAGAGAGAACACAAACAAGAAGUUGAAAUCUGCCUCACCACCGCUCUAUGUUAUCAGAGGUAAUGCAAUACCACCAUAAUUUUUCUUUCUCACUGGCGGUUGUGUGGCUUCAGCGCAUUGGCAGGUGAUUAGAGAGAGUAAUAGACACAAGCUUUUAUUGUGUCGUUAUCUUUCUUCUCGCUUUUCUCUUUCUUUUCUUAUAAAGUCUCCUCUUUGAAGCCCCUGUGGCUGGUGUAGAUUAUUGAGAGCUUUUGUUUCUUUACUACACGAGUUUUUUUUGUUAGUGGUUUUUAUUCAGUAUUACUUUUUCUGGCGAUUGUUCUGUAGAACAUCCUUAUUUACUGUAUUUGAGAUGUUUCUCAAUCAGCCUCUGUAGGAUUUGAUUUGAAAGUAAUAUAUAAGAAUAAAACCUAUUUUGAAAGAA